AUGGUGGAAAUUGAAAGCGAUGUCGACCUCCAUCAGCUACUCGUCCCAACCCCUUCGAAUCAGGCGCCUCCGCGGCGCUCCUCCUCCUCUUCUUCCGGACCAGGCAGUGAUGCAGCGUCGUUUGUGAUUCCAGAGAAUCUAUCUAGGAGCAAUUCGGUCUAUUCCUUCUCGAGAGCCUCGUUCAGCAGCCAGAUUGCCAGCUUGACGGGGAUUAACAUACCCCAGGCUGAAUCCCUCGCUGCCACAGUCACCACCCUACCGACUGCCCGCAAAGCGAUCAAAGCCAUCACAAGCGCCGCUGAACAGAUACAAUCAUGGAACAAGAAGGCUCUGAAAGUACUGGAGAACUUGGACGCCGAUGAUGAUGUCGAAUGGGCAGCCGCGGCUGGAAGGUUGGGACUAGAGGAAACCGACAAGACCAUCCGGCAAUUCGAAACCUUGAUCAAUGUAUAUGUCAUCGCGAUUGAAGAGCUACAAGGACGCCGGGACAUUGGCGAUGUCAAACCGGAAGAGUUGCAGGCGGUCGUCGAGCAAAUGGAAGUCACUCUCGAGGGAUGGGGUAAUGUUCGCAAAAACCUAAAGAAGGUCCAUGAACAGGUGGAACUGGCCAUGGAAUGGGAAGAGCUAUGGGCCAAAGUCCUCGGAGAUGUGGGAGCAGAGAUGGACAGUCUCAGUCAAUUGGUGUUUGAGAUGGAAGAGAAAAGGCACAUGGCAUACCAGGAACAGAAGACCGAGACGGGUCCAAGCCAGGCCAUCGACCUGAACGAGUUGGAAAGCUUUAUUGACGAACCGUCCAACAGGAGGACCACCCCUAAUGCUCGCUUCAGUUUGCCGCCUUUUGAACAGUCCCCUCUGGGCUCUCCGAUCAUUGAGAAUCCUCAGGAUGACUCGAACCUCCUGGCUCUUUUCGCACGCAUGCAACCGCUUCGGGCAUCUCUAGAUUUCCUUCCAAUGCGCCUUUCGAUGUUCCAGUCGCGGGCAGAAAAGAUGUUUCCCAUGGCUUGCCGCGAGCUCGACGACAAACGGGAGCGCUUGGAAAGAAACUGGAUAGAGCUGUCAAAAGAGGCGGACAAUCUUCGUCGCGAGCUGAGUGAAGACCGAUGGGUGAUCGUCUUUCGGAACGCUGGUCGACAGGCACAGAAGAUGUGUGAGUCUGUGGAGCGGAGUAUCCUGAAGGUCAAGGAGGCCAUCAACGAAAACUACCAAGUGGUCAACCCUGCUGCCUUGGCCAGAAGGAUUGAAAGCUUUGAGGCGAAAAGGAUGCAUUAUGGGCCGGCCAUCAGCCGCGUUCUUGCCAUCAUCCAGAAAGGCCUCAAGGAUCGCUUGACGGUCAACGGAGAAAUUCUUCGCCUGAACAAAGAGUUGUCGUCCAGAAUGAGAGAUUUGACCGACACAAUGGAGGAUCUUGAAUCCCUCCUUGAGCCGUACACGACACAACAGAAUUCCAGACUCCGUGAGUCGAUCUCAAGCAUCGUCUCUGCAGAUCGUUCAUUCACGAGCACCACAUUUGCCGGGACUCCUGGCUCUUCACCUCCUUCGUCGGUUGAUCUGCCACCGCAACGAUCAGAACAGUCCACACCCAAAUAUGGACUCAACGGUUAUACUAAGCAUCGGACCUCAUCUUCCACUCGUCCGCCACCUCCAACUUCCGCCAACAGACGAGCGUCAAUACUCUCCCAAAGUAGGCGCCCUACCACGCCAAUGUCUCAGGCUAGUAGCAGCAGCAUUAGACGUGGAGUGUCACCAAUGUCAGGCAAGCCAUCGGUCUAUCGUCAGGGAGUCUACUCACCUCCAGUAAUCCCUGCCCCAUCUCGACCAGGCCCAACGCCGCUGUCGAACAAACCAAGAUGGUCCGCGGUAGUGAAACCUUCCGACACUACCUUGGCACCAACGUAUCGUUCGUCGUCCGCUCCUAAACCAGGCACCGCACGAAAAUAUACCCCGCGGUCAAUAUCAUCAAGCACAGCGCUGCCGCUGAGAAGUCCGCUGAGCCGGGAGGCCACUUCUUCACCCACAACAAUGCUGCCUACGCCUCCAAAGAAAGAGACCGAGCGAUUCCGAUCAUUUGCGGAGCGAGUCGCCGAUCCUUCGCCUCCGGGCCGGACGAGUCGACUCAUGGAUCCUGUUCCCUAUCAUCGAGCUCGCAACUCUAGUGUCCCUGCAGCUCGAACCAUCCGAUCACCAUCUUCUCUUGCAGUUCAUAGCCAGAAUAAGCCCACCAUGGGCGGGGCUACAGUCCCUAGGCCAGCAUCGUCUCUGAGCAGAAGCUAUGGCACCUCUCCUGGUCUACCCUUACGUUCAAUCACCCACAAUCCUAGAACCAUGUCGAGGUUAGGCCAGAGAGAGAUAUACUCUGAUGAACUUGAUCGAUUGAGUGACCACGACAACGAAGAGGAUGAUCAGGUUACAGAACCGAAUUCGAGUCCACUAUCGAAGCGAACUAUCACUCGGCCAAGCAGUGUUCUAGCGAUGGCCAAUGGAAAGGGGAAACGUAUGUCGUUACUACCUGUUCCGGUAGGCAGUGGCAGACAAAGUUCGUUGGGGUCGAGAAUGUCUUGA
Messenger RNA from Exophiala dermatitidis NIH/UT8656, 2559 nucleotides. RefSeq lists its product as uncharacterized. The record is from RefSeq and is a predicted model, not a curated record. Gene Ontology annotation, biological process: nuclear migration along microtubule; establishment of spindle localization; mitotic spindle orientation checkpoint signaling. The transcript has a single exon. The coding region runs from base 1 to 2559 and encodes 852 amino acids. NCBI's taxonomy places the organism in Eukaryota, Fungi, Ascomycota, Eurotiomycetes, Chaetothyriales, Herpotrichiellaceae. Gene Ontology annotation, cellular component: spindle pole body; cell cortex; mating projection tip.